Messenger RNA from Spodoptera exigua (beet armyworm), 849 nucleotides. Lineage: Eukaryota; Metazoa; Arthropoda; Insecta; Lepidoptera; Noctuidae. The record is from the annotation of a GenBank genome assembly.
AUGGCGCGUCCGUGCCGCGGAGCUAUCCGCGCGGACCUCUACCUGCGCGCCUCUACCUGCAGUGAUCGUUUUAGUAUCGUGCGGAGCGCACGCGUCAGCGCAGUACAAUCGACAUCAGUCAUGGCGAAUAUUGACACGAGUCGAGUGAUCGAUGAAGUUCGUUUGAGAAAAUGUUUGUGGGAUGCCUCUGAUCCUCUAUACAAAAACAAAGACGCGAAAAAUAGAGCUUGGGAGGACAUUGCCGACGUCAUCUUUGAAAAUAUUACAGAACAAAACGAAAGAAAACAAAAUGUUAAUGAAGCAUCUCCAGAAAACGUAACGUCUCCAGAAAAUACAGAAUCUCUAGAAAAUAUUUCAUCUCCACAAAACGUUACGUCUCCAGCAGCAUUACCAGAGAAUAUUGCAUCACCAGAAAACACAGUGACUUCAGAAAAUACACAGCGUGCAAGUAAUCACGGAUCACAAAAUCCAUGGAUCCAAAAAAGAAAAAAUAGACCACGACAAACAAAUCAAGAAAAUUCAUCAUUUGAACGCGAGUUAUUGACUUUGCUGUCUAACCAGACACCUGAUCUUGCCUCUGAUGACCUGGCUUUUUUUUCCUCGUUGGGUCCAAUUUUACGCGAUUUUGAUAUUGAAGAGAAGUUAGAGUUUCGGGCAAGAGUGCUGCGCGAAGCAACGGCAAUUAAAAAUAUGCGAAAUAGGCCCAGUAGCUCUUCAUCUACCUCAAGAUUUUCACCAAGAUAUAAUACUUAUGCUGCUGGCGCAUCGUCAGAAUACGACUAUGUGUAUGAAACUACAACAGGUUAUCAAACAGCAGAGUAUCGCUCAGAUAAUAAUCGAUAUAAUUAA